Messenger RNA from Myripristis murdjan (pinecone soldierfish), 1435 nucleotides. It is a transcript of the gene mob3a, whose product is annotated as MOB kinase activator 3A. The record is from RefSeq and is a predicted model, not a curated record. NCBI's taxonomy places the organism in Eukaryota, Metazoa, Chordata, Actinopteri, Holocentriformes, Holocentridae. The transcript is spliced from 4 exons. Bases 379 to 1029 code for a protein of 216 amino acids.
UCGGGCUUGACACUGGUGUACUUUCCAUUUGGUAGGGAGGAGUCAGUCGUUAGUUUGCCUUAAUAAAGUGACAUGUUUAUUGAAUAUUUAGGAAUAUUACAGUAGGCAUUGCACUAUGUAUCCAUAAUGUAGUCUGUGUAUGUCAUGGACCUUCAGCUAUCAAUCAGUAAGUAGAUAAUAUUCGAUAAAAGAUCGAAGGAAACACUGACGGAACAGGAAGGCGGAACAAGACCACAAGGGGAGUCCAGACAAAUACUAUAAAGACAAUCCAUAACAAAAGCUCUCCUGGUUGUUUACACAACCUUUUCACUGUUUCCAUUUCACCAGUAAAUAAUUCACCAGACGCAUCCAAACAAUCCGCCGCUACCACAUGCAACCAUGUCCCUGGCCCUGAAACAAGUUUUCAACAAAGACAGGACAUUCCGGCCCAAGCGCAAGUUUGAGCCCGGGACGCAGCGCUUCGAGCUGCACAAGAAGGCCCAGGCCUCUCUGAACGCCGGGCUGGACCUGAAGCAGGCUGUGCAGCUGCCCCAUGGGGAGGACCUCAACGACUGGGUGGCCGUCCACGUGGUCGACUUCUUCAACCGCAUCAACCUCAUCUACGGCACCAUCAGCGACUCCUGCACAGACCAGACCUGUCCCGUGAUGUCCGGCGGGCCCAAGUACGAAUACCGCUGGCAGGACGAGCACAAGUACAAGAGGCCCACUGCCCUGUCAGCUCCCAAGUACAUGAGCCUGCUGAUGGAUUGGAUUGAGGUACAAAUCAACAACGAGAACAUCUUCCCCACCAACGUCGGUACUCCAUUCCCUAAGACCUUCAUGCAGGUGGCUAAGAAGAUUUUGUCUCGUCUGUUCCGUGUGUUCGUCCACGUCUACAUCCAUCACUUUGACCGUGUCAGCCAGAUGGGCGCCGAGGCUCACGUCAACACCUGCUACAAGCAUUUCUAUUACUUUGUCACCGAGUUCAACCUCACUGACCACAAAGAGCUGGAGCCUCUGAAAGAGAUGACGUCUCGGAUGUGCCACUGAGGGAGCACCACUGACCAGCCGACACAUUCCCCUACUGAUGACCACAUCCGUCCAGCUAGAAGACUACAGCAGAGAACAAGAAAGAGAAAAAAAUUGAAAAGAGUCUUUAUUUUUAUAUUUAAGUACUGUAAUCUAUUUUAGGCACGUAGAUUUUAACCAGGAACCUUGUCCUGCAAGGCGCUCUACUCCUUAAAAGGUUUUUCAAGCAUUUUAUCAGAGCACAGUAUUAAGAGGUAUAUGUUUGUGUUGAUGUUUUCUUGUUUUCUAUUUUGUUUGGAUCUCAAUCAUUCCAGGAUUCUUCUGUCUCUAUCUAAAAUGACCUAAAAUUAAUAUGAUUUGUAACUGUACAUAUACAAGAUCUGGUUUGUUGUUACAUUAAAUCGAGUCUCUGUUAUUCUAAUCGAAA